Dromiciops gliroides (monito del monte) is the source of this 1826-nucleotide messenger RNA. RefSeq names its product ferrochelatase (gene FECH). The coding region runs from base 434 to 1489 and encodes 351 amino acids. The transcript is spliced from 12 exons. Gene Ontology annotation, biological process: heme biosynthetic process. Gene Ontology annotation, molecular function: protoporphyrin ferrochelatase activity. The record is from RefSeq and is a predicted model, not a curated record. NCBI's taxonomy places the organism in Eukaryota, Metazoa, Chordata, Mammalia, Microbiotheria, Microbiotheriidae.
GAGCCUGGUCUGAUUAGGCGUAGUUGUCCAGCGGGUGCUGCAGCGGAGCGAUUGGCGUCGUCCCAGCGGGGUGCCGAGUCCCGCGUUGCAAGCGAGAGCCUGGGGCUGUGACGACCCGGGGCGGUGGGCAGGACCGGGCGCGCGUGCGCAGGAGCCGCCGUGGGAACGCAGCGCCGCGGCCUCGGUGGAAAGACGGAAAGCUGCUAGUUAACACCAACAUGGCCGCCGCCGCCGCCCGCCUCCUGGCUCCUUCCAAGAAACAUUAAGUGCCUGUUAUGUCUCAGUGGUGAAAAGCAGCAGGGGCAGUCAUGGGAGAAUCCAUGGACUGUGGAGGUGUCAGUCUGGUGGAGCAGCGGCAGGAACAGCCACACACACACAAAGAACAAAAGCUCAAGAUCAGCCAGAGAAGAGGAAGCCUAAAACUGGAGUAUUAAUGCUAAACAUGGGAGGCCCAGAGACACUGGGAGAUGUUCAUGACUUCUUACUGAGGCUUUUCCUGGACAGAGACCUGAUGUCACUUCCUGUACAAGACAAACUGGCUCCAUUCAUCGCCAAGCGUCGCACUCCCAAAAUUCAGGAGCAGUACCGUAAGAUUGGAGGUGGUUCACCAAUCAAAAAGUGGACUACCAAGCAAGGAGAAGGCAUGAUAAAGCUUCUGGAUGAGAUUUCUCCACAUACAGCUCCUCACAAAUAUUACAUUGGAUUUCGCUAUGUCCAUCCUUUAACAGAAGAAGCAAUUGAAGAAAUGGAGGAAGAUGGACUUGAAAGGGCUAUUGCUUUCACACAGUAUCCACAGUACAGUUGCUCUACCACAGGUAGUAGUUUAAAUGCUAUUUAUCGAUAUUAUAAUAAAGUUGGGAAGAAACCAAAGAUGAAGUGGAGUACUAUUGACAGAUGGCCUACCCAUCCUCUUUUCAUUGAGUGUUUUGUAGACCACAUACAAAAAGAACUGGACCUGUUUCCACCAGAGAAGAGGGGUGAGGUGGUUAUUCUAUUCUCUGCACACUCUCUGCCAAUGUCUGUAGUCAAUCGAGGUGAUCCUUAUCCUCAAGAGGUAGGAGCUACAGUCCAAAAAGUAAUGGAGAAGCUGGGAUACUCCAACCCUUAUAGACUUGUCUGGCAGUCUAAGGUUGGUCCAAUGCCAUGGUUGGGGCCACAUACAGAUAAAACUAUCAAAGGACUUUGUGAGAGGGGCAGAAAGAAUAUCCUUUUAGUACCUAUAGCAUUUACCAGUGAUCAUAUCGAAACCUUGUAUGAACUAGAUAUCGAGUACUCUCAAAAAUUAGCAAAUGAGUGUGGAGUUGAAAACAUCAGAAGAGCAGAAUCUCUUAAUGGAAAUCCAUUGUUCUCCAAGGCACUGGCUGAUUUGGUUCAUUCACAUAUCAAAUCAAAUGAAAUGUGCUCCAAGCAGUUAACUCUAAGCUGCCCACUCUGUGUAAAUCCUGUCUGCAGGGAGACAAAAUCCUUCUUCACUAAUCAACAGCUGUGACACAUGGUCUGCGAAGCCAGUUGGAUUAGUCAGGAGAAGAACUUCCUGGGGUGACCCCACAAACAUCCCAAAGACCACUCAUUUGGGGGGAAAAUGUUUAGAAGUAAAGGAAUGAAAUUACAUUUCAAUGUUGACAAAUCCUUUGGUACGUUUUGCUUGAUAUUAUGUAGGUAGUGAUUCUUAAGAUCCCUGUAGAAGGAAUUCUAUUUUUAUGUACUUAAUAUAUUGUGAGCAUUCACAUUUUAUUCUUUUAAAUAUACUGGCAUUCUUUAAGUAGUGGUAGCAUAAUGGCCAGUUGGCUGUUUCAUUUAAAUAAUAAACAGAUGUAUUUUAAAGA